Anolis carolinensis (green anole) is the source of this 8309-nucleotide messenger RNA. RefSeq names its product patched 1 (gene ptch1). Gene Ontology annotation, molecular function: hedgehog receptor activity; smoothened binding; hedgehog family protein binding. The transcript has 24 exons. Gene Ontology annotation, biological process: negative regulation of smoothened signaling pathway. The record is from RefSeq and is a predicted model, not a curated record. The coding region runs from base 369 to 4841 and encodes 1490 amino acids. Gene Ontology annotation, cellular component: plasma membrane. NCBI's taxonomy places the organism in Eukaryota, Metazoa, Chordata, Lepidosauria, Squamata, Anolidae.
GAGAGAGUGCCUUCCUUGCUCCCUCCUCUCCCCCCAUUGAAGCGAGGGAGCUGCUGCUGCUGCUGCUUGAAGGGCUGCAGAAGACGCGCCGAGGAAGCAAGCAAGCAAGGAAGAAAGAAAGAAAGCGAGCGAGCGAGCAGAGGAGCUUUCCGAGAGAAGAAUGACUCCAGGGUCCUGAAGCAGAGCCGCCUCGCUUCGGGAGAAAGAGAGCAAGAGUGGGACGCCCCGCGAGUGCCUUUCCGUCCCUUCGGACGCUGGAUGCGGCGGCGGGGGAGCCCGGGAGCCCCGCGAAAUGUGGCGAUGGGAGGCCAGGGCUCGGACUCGCCCCCGGACCCAGCCCCGGCCCCCGGACACCCCGCAGACGCGCGAUGAAGCCGCCAGCAGCCCCGACAGAGCCCGGCCCCGCCGGCGCCGACGCCACUGGGUCGCCGCAACCACCGCCGCAGCCGCCCCGGCGCAACAUGGCCUCGGCUCCCAGUAGCGCCUCCGAGCCGGAGAACAGCAGCAGCAGCAGCGGUGGCGGCGGGGCUGGCCCACAGACUGAGCCCGGAGGGAGCAGCACCAGCAGCGGCAGCAGCAGGAGGAGGAGGCAGCGGUGGGGAAGGCGGGCCGGCGGGGAGAGAGCCGCAGCCGCUGUGCUGCCCGACCGGGAGUAUCUGCAGCGGCCGAGCUUCUGCGACGCGGGAUUCGCCCUGGAGCAGAUCGCCAAGGGAAAGGCGACGGGAAGAAAAGCCCCGCUAUGGCUCCGAGCAAAGUUCCAGAGACUGUUGUUUAAACUGGGCUGUUACAUUCAGAAAAACUGCGGGAAAUUUUUGGUGGUGGGCCUCCUGAUCUUUGGGGCUUUCGCGGUGGGAUUAAGAGCAGCCAACCUCGAAACCAAUGUGGAGGAACUCUGGGUAGAAGUUGGUGGACGAGUGAGUCGGGAGUUAAGUUACACGCGCCAGAAGAUUGGAGAAGAGGCCAUGUUUAAUCCCCAACUCAUGAUUCAGACACCACAAGAAGACUUUGCUAAUGUACUAACAACAGAAGCACUCCGACAGCACCUUGAUUCUGCACUUCAGGCCAGCAGGGUACAUGUCUAUAUGUACAACAGACAAUGGAAAUUGGAACACUUAUGUCAUAAAUCAGGAGAACCAAUCACAGAAACCGGCUACAUGGACAAGAUUAUAGAACAUCUUUACCCUUGUUUAAUUAUCACACCUUUGGACUGCUUCUGGGAGGGUGCCAAGUUACAGUCAGGGACUGCAUAUCUACCAGGGAAACCGCAUUUGCAGUGGACCAACUUUGACCCUUUAGAGUUCUUAGAAGAAUUAAAGAAAAUUAAUUCUCAAGUAGAUACCUGGGAGGAAAUGCUAAAUAAGGCAGAAGUUGGUCAUGGGUAUAUGGAUCGACCUUGCCUGAAUCCCGAUGAUCCUGACUGCCCUAUCACGGCCCCAAACAAAAAUUCAACCAAACCUCUUGAUGUGGCCCUUGUUUUAAGUGGUGGAUGCUAUGGGUUGUCCAAAAAAUACAUGCAUUGGCAAGAAGAACUAAUUAUUGGUGGCACAGUUAAAAAUGGUACUGGAAAACUUGUCAGUGCUCAAGCUCUACAAACCAUGUUUCAGUUAAUGACUCCGAAGCAAAUGUACGAACACUUCAAGGGCUAUGACUAUGUUUCACACAUCAACUGGAAUGAGGACAAAGCUGCUGCAAUUCUGGAAGCCUGGCAAAGGAUGUAUGUUCAGGUUGUCCAUCAAAGUGUUGCACAAAACUCUACUCAGAAGGUGCUUUCCUUUACUACAACAACUCUAGAGGACAUCCUAAAAUCAUUUUCUGAUGUCAGCGUUAUCAGGGUCGCCAGUGGCUAUCUUCUCAUGCUUGCUUAUGCCUGUUUAACCAUGCUGCGAUGGGACUGUGCUAAGUCUCAGGGUGCCGUGGGUCUGGCCGGAGUCUUGUUGGUUGCACUGUCAGUAGCUGCAGGAUUGGGGCUGUGCUCAUUGAUUGGGAUUUCCUUUAAUGCUGCAACAACUCAGGUUUUACCCUUUCUUGCUCUAGGAGUUGGUGUGGAUGAUGUCUUUCUUUUGGCACAUGCCUUUAGUGAAACUGGUCAAAACAAGAGAAUUCCAUUUGAGGAUAGAACAGGGGAAUGUUUGAAACGCACUGGGGCAAGCGUGGCUCUUACAUCCAUCAGUAAUGUCACCGCAUUCUUCAUGGCUGCCUUGAUUCCUAUUCCUGCUCUGCGGGCAUUUUCCCUCCAAGCUGCUGUAGUUGUGGUUUUCAACUUUGCCAUGGUUCUAUUAAUUUUUCCUGCUAUUUUGAGCAUGGAUUUGUAUCGCCGUGAAGACCGAAGAUUGGAUAUAUUCUGCUGUUUUACAAGCCCUUGUGUCAGCAGAGUAAUUCAGAUUGAACCGCAAGCCUAUGCAGAAGCUGGUGACAACACACGCUACAGCCCUCCACCUCCGUACAGCAGCCACAGUUUUGCACAUGAAACCCAAAUCACAAUGCAGUCCACAGUCCAGUUGCGCACUGAAUAUGACCCUCACACCCAGGUGUAUUAUACCACAGCGGAACCUCGUUCAGAAAUAUCGGUGCAACCCGUCACAGUGACCCAAGAUAACCUCAGCUGCCAAAGCCCAGAAAGCACAAGUUCAACUCGGGAUCUCCUUUCACAGUUCUCAGAAUCUACACUACAUUGCCUUGAGCCACCUUGUACUAAAUGGACACUCUCCUCCUUUGCUGAAAAACAGUAUGCGCCAUUCUUGUUGAAGCCAAAAGCAAAGAUCGUGGUCAUUUUUCUUUUUCUUGCCUUACUUGGCCUCAGCCUAUAUGGAACCACCCGUGUAAGAGAUGGACUGGAUCUUACAGACAUUGUGCCACGGGAAACACGGGAAUACGAUUUCAUUGCAGCCCAAUUCAAGUAUUUCUCAUUCUACCACAUGUACAUCGUGACACAAAAAGCAGAUUAUCCCAACAUCCAGCACUUGCUUUAUGAACUUCACAAAAGUUUCAGCAGUGUUACAUACGUUUUGUUGGAAGACAACAAGCAGCUUCCAAAAAUGUGGUUGCACUACUUUAGAGACUGGCUGCAAGGACUUCAGGAGGCUUUUGACAAUGACUGGAAAUCUGGGAAGAUAACACUCAGCAGUUACAAAAAUGGAUCUGAAGAUGCUGUUCUGGCUUAUAAACUCCUGGUUCAAACAAUGUCAGGCAUCCGAGAGAAACCCAUUAAUAUUAGCCAGCUGGCUAAGCAGCGCCUGGUGGAUGCAAAUGGAAUCAUUAACCCAAAGGCUUUCUACAUCUACCUGACUGCCUGGGUUAGCAACGAUCCCGUGGCUUACGCUGCCUCUCAAGCCAACAUCCGUCCCCACCGUCCAGAGUGGGUCCAUGACAAAGCCGACUAUAUGCCAGUAACCAUCCCAGAGGCAGAGCCUAUUGAAUAUGCUCAGUUUCCUUUCUACCUCAACGGACUGCGUGAUACUUCUGACUUUGUGGAAGCUAUUGAGAAAGUGAGAGCAAUAUGCAACAACUACACCAGCCUUGGAGUUCCCAGUUACCCAAAUGGAUAUCCAUUCCUCUUUUGGGAACAAUACAUUGGCCUUCGUCAUUGGCUUCUCUUAUCCAUUAGCGUGGUCCUGGCCUGCACGUUUCUGGUGUGUGCCCUCUUCCUUCUGAACCCCUGGACAGCUGGGAUCAUUGUUGUGGUGCUGGCUCUGAUGACAGUGGAACUGUUUGGCAUGAUGGGUCUUAUUGGAAUAAAGCUGAGUGCUGUGCCUGUUGUCAUCUUGAUUGCUUCUGUUGGAAUUGGAGUGGAGUUUACUGUUCAUAUUGCCUUGGCAUUUCUGACUGCAAUGGGAGACAAGAAUCACAGGGCUGUCCUUGCUUUAGAGCACAUGUUUGCACCUGUGUUGGAUGGAGCUGUGUCUACACUGCUUGGUGUCUUAAUGCUUGCAGGAUCUGAGUUUGACUUUAUUGUCAGAUAUUUCUUUGCUGUUUUGGCCAUUUUAACCAUCUUGGGUGCUUUGAACGGACUGGUGCUACUUCCCAUUCUACUUUCCCUGUUUGGACCAUAUCCUGAGGUUUCUCCAGUCAAUGGAAGGAGUACAUUGCCAACUCCUACUUUUGAGCCACCUCCAAGCACUGUGAGGUUUGCCAUACCACCAACUCAUAUGCAAAAUGGGUCAGAUUCAUCUGAUUCUGAGUACAGUUCUCAGACCACAGUAUCAGGAAUCAGCGAAGAGCUUCAUCAGUAUGAGGCCACGCAAAGAACGGGUGCUCCAGUCCGUCAAGUAAUUGUUGAAGCAACUGAAAAUCCAGUAUUUGCCAGAUCUUCAGUGAUCCAGCCAGAGAAGCGGUAUCAUCAGACAAAUCCAGGAUUGCAGAUCAGCCAAGAGCCUGGAUCACAACAAACGUGGCAUCAAAACAAGAAACCCAAAAGAGAACCAAGGGAAGGACUCCGGCCGCCCCCUUAUCGGCCACGCAGGGAUGCCUUUGAAGCUUCUACUGAAGGGCGUUCCUGCCCUAGUAAUAGGGACUGCUGUGGCCAGAGGACUCGUUCGCAGAAUAUCAGGAACCCAGCCUUUACUGCCGCUGGGGCUACAGUGCCACCAUGUUGCCAGCCUAUCACUACUGUGACUGCCUCGGCUUCAGUUACUGUGGCUGUACAUCCUGCUGCGCACAGCCACAGUACGCGUGGAGGAGGUUUUCCAUCCUAUGAGGGAUACCAUGAAACCGAUCACGGACAGUUUGAGGACCCUCAUGUGCCUUUUAAUGUCCGGUGUGAGAGGAGGAACUCUAAAGUAGAAGUAAUAGAACUGCAAGAUGUUGAAUGUGAAGAAAGGACUCGUGGCAACAAUGCAGAUUAAGGGAAAUAACUGAAGCAAAGAAGAGGCCAAAGAUGGGAAACCUCCUCUUUCCAGAACUGCUUGAAGAGAAACUGCUUGAAGUUAUGGAAAGGACAAUGCUGCAUCAGGACAACAGUUCCCCAUUACUGUAACCUAUUGUAUUAUUUUGUGAGAUAAUUCUAUAAAUAUUUAAAAGAUGUACACAUGUGUAAUAUACCAGAGGAACCAUGUAAUGUAGUAUAAUCUGGAGUUGUUUUAACUCCUUUUUAACAGAGUGGGGACUAUUGUUUGUGCUCUGUACUUAUUGUACAUUGAUUUCUGUGCCACAAGUAAGCUUAAUCCUAGUCGUAAAUUUCAGCAUAUGUUGCGCUGCUUAAAUAUUGUAUAAUUUACAUGUAUAAUUCUAUGCAAAUAUUGCUAAUGUAUUAGGAUUUUGUUUGUAAAGGGGUGUGUGCGCGCGCGUGUGUGUGUGGUAUGUAUGUAAAGUAUUUUAAUUUUUUUCAUAUCACAACCCUGUGGUAGUAUGAAAUGUUUCUUUUAAUUUUCAAACACGCUAUGCGUGAUAAUAAUUUUUUUCUCUUUCUGAUUUGUUUUUUAAUGAGCAUUCAUGAAGAGGAGUGUGCUAACCUUGGUGAAUGAAGCAGGUGUGGCUGUGUGUGGAUUUGGGAGAAAGGGUGCUGUGUGAGCUUGUUACUCUAAUGACUUUGUGGAGCAUGGGAUAUGGUGAACUUUCAACAUAUGCUCCACUGGAAUGAAUACCAUCUAUCUAAGUAGUCACUCAUGUGCCACUCCAGUGUACAAUCAGUGGCUCACGUGAAACAAGAUUGCGCCUCUUGCUUCUUGGUCUUCACAGUCCACCAAGAUUGACUCUGCCUAUAGCCUUGUACCCUCCAAUUUUUGCUUUUACCAUAAUUGAAAACAGCAAGACUUCCAUGCAGGGUCGCAGGAGACCUUAGAGCAGUGAUUCUCAACCUGUGUGUCCCAGGUGUUUUGGCCUACAACUCCCAGAAAUCCCAGCCAUUUACCAGCCGUUAGGAUUUCUAGGAGUUGAAGGUCAAAACAUCAGGGGACCCACAGGUUGGGAACCACUGUCUUAUAGAGAACCAGUGGAAGUGUUUUAGGGGUUUAACAGGUGCUACUUACAGCCUCAUCCCAGGCUCCUGAUUGGCUUAUUCUCAUAAUAGGAGCAUUGAAGUUACUUCAAGGGAGACUUCUGAAAUGUGCUUCCUAUCGAAGACUCAGAGGUCUUCUCUAUACACUUCAGCUGUAAUGUGAGGGUUUCUACAGAGGGGGGAAGGGGGGAUUAAAUGUUUUUGCUGUGGGUUUUAAAAGUCAUUUCUUGUGCAUGUGCAGCCCGUCAGGAACUGCCACAAAAACAACAGUGCCUUUAUGCUAGUCCCACUGGUUCUACUGAGUCUUUGGCAGACAUUCCCAGGUGUAUUUGCUUGUGAACUCUGUUUAUCAAUAUGCUGACCAUUUAGUUCCAAACACCUGAUCCACAAAGUGAGUGGUGGCCCUAGGAGUGGAAAUGACCACACUGACAUUCUUUUCCUGAUAAAAGGAUUCUCUGUCAGUGGGCUCAUCAGAUAUCAUGGCUAGAACAGGAGGGAGGGUCUGUUCAGUUUUGGUGACUAUCAGGGUCAGAUGGUCAUGCUUCAAGGGCCCAUAUUGGGUUGGCCUUAGGUGACGAUGUCAACAAUUAGUUCUUCCAAUUCAGAGAUUAUUUGAAUUGAGUGAUGCCUUUCCCAGGGUCAGUCUUUGCCCAUAGAUUAUUCAGUCCCAUUAGAUGCCUGUCACUGUAACAUGUGAAUCAGUAUACCCCUUUCUGUCCCUCAGCUUGAAAAUUCUUUGAUGUGUUGUUUACAUCUGUCUAAAAUUUACAUUUGAAAGAGGUGUGUCAUUGUUUUAGUGGUACAUAAGCUACUGUUGAGUAGAGCAACAAAGUUCAAGCUACUGGUCCAGUUUCCUAUGUAACAUAAACACUUUUUGUGGCAUAAUAGAACUUGGAAACUUACUUUUUGAAAGAAUCAUCAACAUUACGUUUGCAUUUUUUUAAACAAGUAGCUGUGGUGUUGCUUGUUACAGGUCUUGAAAGGCACUCAAGAUAUUACUUUUUGUGUUACCUCCCUAUUGAUGUAUGUUACCUUUUUAGUUACUUUGGUGGGCAUACAGUCCACCUAAAACAAUAAUAUUAAUGUUUGGGGAGGAAAUCCCCUUACAGUGUGCCUAGAAGCUAUCCUCUCCACAAGCGAGGCAAGUAACAUUACUGAGUGUUACAUUGCUUUCAAAAGGACUAUUGUUAUGCCCUCAAUUACCCCAAAAUAACACAUUAUAGAAAGCAAUAUUUUGACAUGUUACAUCCACUUUGUUGCUCAAAGAAUUCCAAUCUCCAAUACAAUUAAGCCAAUGCCAUGUGAGAUUGUUUUUUUUAAAACUACAUACAGUAAUUUUAGAGUAAAACUAUGUUAUACCAAUUGCAGGCUACCUUUCACUGUAACAUGGGUCAUUCAUUACCCAUAUGGUGGUGGUUAGCCAUUGAUAUUUCUUGGGUUGUUUCUCAUUUAUAAUAAUUAUAAUAAUAAUCAGGAAAAGGAAAAAGUCAGAAGAGCUUUCAUGGUGAAUAGAUGCUUCACCUUAGUCUCCCAUGUCUUUGUGUGUGUGAAAGAGGGGGAUUUUCCCCCCGUUUGUGGGGUGCUGUCCCUGGGUGUCUAGCAUAGUCCAUUUUCUCUUUUUGUCACAUUGGCAAAAGGAGAUCUCCGUAGCUGGCUGGUUUUCUUGUUUUUUAAUGUUAAUUGUUGUUGAUAUUUAUAUUUUUGUAUCAUAAGAAUGUUUUCUUACAGUAUUUGUCAUGCCAGUUUAUAACAAACACAAUGCAGGGAUUUUAUUUCUAUUGGAAACACUAUUACAGCUAUGUUUUUACUUUUAAUGGGAUUUUUAUUUGUAUAGAAUGCUUACUAAUGUUAAAUAGGAAGAGAUUAUAUAACAUUUACAUUAAGGACUCAUUUUGUAGCUUUUUAUAGCAAGGAGUUAAAAGGAAAAAAUAUUCAGACUGGGUCUCACUGUCUGCCUGCUUUUAGCAGGAGAAUGGGGUUGUGUUUCAGUUCAAAGAUAAAAGUAUGCCAUAUAAUUUAUUUAUAUGAAAAUUUAUUUUUGUAGUGUACAUAGUAGUCCUCAAUUCUUUUGACAGAAUUAUAUUUUUAAAGAGUUUAUAUGUAAUGAUGAUACCAUUAUGUUUUGGAACAUUGCUGAGACAUAAAUACAAUGCACACUUUUCCUGAUAAGUCCCAUUUGCAAACAAAGAAAAGGUUAACAGUGUUAAAGAGAGUGGGGAUGUUUUCUGUCAUUCUGAACUGUUUUAGGUUUACCAUUUUUUUAAUCUAGUGUGGUUCUCAAUUUUAAAUCAUAAGUGGAAAUUUGUACAAACUCUCUAAACAUUAAUGUUCAAACACUGAUAGAAAUUCUAACAUGAAUAAAAAAUAUUAUAACUUA